Molecule: messenger RNA, 1134 nt
Organism: Malassezia restricta
Lineage: Eukaryota; Fungi; Basidiomycota; Malasseziomycetes; Malasseziales; Malasseziaceae
Product: verprolin, proline-rich actin-associated protein
Exons: 1
Coding region: 1-1134 (377 amino acids)
Molecular function (GO): actin binding
Source: RefSeq, a predicted model, not a curated record
AUGGAUGCAGCACUACAAGAUGCUAUCAAGAAAGGUAAAACCCUGAAGAAAGUACAGACCAAUGACCGAUCUGCUCCAACGGUGGCAGGAAAUACGUCGGGAACAGCGCCUUCAGGCGGCGGAGGGCCUUCUCCCAUGCAUGCACGACCUCCUCGGCCACCCGUUGCACCUGGUGGUCCGCCUGUCGGCAUCGGCGACAUUUUUGCGGCUGGGCGGCCAAAGCUACGGUCCGUUAGUGGCACACCCUCACCAGCUCGAUCGGCUCCUACAGUUCGUCCACCACCACCACCACCGCCUGGCCCUGCGCCAUCAUUGCGUCCUCCGGCGCCGCGUCCACCAACGGCCACCGCCCCCAAACCACCUAGGCCAUCUGUCCCUGUGCCACCACCACCAGGCCCCCGUACGACAAAGCCACGUCCACCGGCUCCACCUCCCGCCAAACCACCCAGCUUGAGCGCCAAACCCAAGCCACCGCCACCGCCACGCACACGUGCCCCAGCCAAGUUCUCACAGACCUCUGUUCCCGCGGCACCUCCUGCACCUCCUGCCCCUCCUGCCCCUCCUGCACCUCCUGCACCUCCUGCACCUCCUGCACCUCCUGCACCUCCUGCGCCACCAGCACCUUCAGCACCUCCUGCACCUCCUGCCCCUCCUGCACCUCCUGCACCUCCUGCCCCUCCUGCACCGCCUGCCCCUUCGGCGCCGCCUGCGGCGCCUAAACGGGCAGCACCACCCCGACCUCCUACGACAGCGCCACCCCCACCACCACCCCCAACCCCAUCAGUAUCAACACCGUCACCCGGCAUACCAGGCGCAGGGCUGUUUCCACCCCCACCCGCUUCUACUAUGCCUCCGUCUAUCUCGAAAGCGAUUCCCGCACCUACUUCCAUGCCUCCCAGUCAAGCUACCAGCGUGCAUGCGUCUUUGCCUGUACGAUCUGGCGCGUUUUCCUCCACCACGACAACGACGGCACCUAGAAUACCUUCCCCGCCACCCAUGGUCGGAUCACGUACGUAUCCUACGUCCAAAGAUUUUCCGCCACCGAGGUCGUUUCCACGUACCACCCAUCGCUACCCUAGCGGCUCAUCCCAAGGCAGCUCGUUUGACCUUGUCGGCCGUCUCGGUAGCCGGUAA